Camelina sativa (false flax) is the source of this 1263-nucleotide messenger RNA. NCBI's taxonomy places the organism in Eukaryota, Viridiplantae, Streptophyta, Magnoliopsida, Brassicales, Brassicaceae. The record is from RefSeq and is a predicted model, not a curated record.
AUGGAAUGUGAAGAAACGAUUAAUCAGACAGUUUUACCCAUUUUCUAUGAGGUUGAUCCUUCGGAUGUGAGAAGACAGAAGGGAGGUUUUGGUGAAGAUGUUGAGAGUCACAGUGAUAAAGAGAAAGUGAGGAAAUGGAAAGAAGCUUUGACGAAAUUGGCUUCUAUUUCUGGUGAAGAUUCUCGGAAUUGGAGGGAUGAGUCGAAGAUGAUUAAGAAGAUUGUUAAAGACAUCUCUGAUAAGUUGGUUUCAAGUUUAUAUGAUGACUCAGAAGAGUUAAUUGGAAUGAGUUCCCAUAUGGACUUUCUGCAGUCUAUGAUGUCUAUGGAGGACGAAGAAGAUGUUCGGAUGGUGGGGAUUUGGGGAAUGGGUGGAGUUGGGAAGACCACGAUUGCUAAAUACUUAUACAAUCAACUCUCAUGUCGAUUUCAAGCUCAUUGCUUCAUGGAGAAUGUGAAGGAAGUCAGUAACAGAUAUGGAGUCAAGCGUUUACAAGGGGAGUUUUUAUGCAGAAUGUUUCGAGAAAAGGAUACAGAAGCAUGGAGCUCGAUUUCUUGUUGCAGCAUUAUAAAGGAAAGGUUAAGGCACAAAAGGGUUUUGAUUGUGCUCGACGAUGUAGAUAGAUUUGAGCAACUGAAUGAACUGGUGAAAGAGAUUGAUUGGUUUGGUCCGGGAAGCAGAAUCAUCGUGACAACACGGGAUAGACAUUUGCUAGUUUCUCAUGGCAUAGAUUUGGUGUAUAAAGUGAAGUGUUUACCCAAAAAAGAAGCUCUCCAGCUCUUUUGUUACUAUGCUUUCAGAAUUGAGAUUAUAAUUCCACAUGGGUUUCAGGAGUUAUCAGUUCAAGCUAUUAACUAUGCUUCUGGUCUUCCACUGGCUCUAAGAGUUUUAGGCUGCUUCCUCUGUCGAAGAAGCCGUAGAGAAUGGCAAAGCACUCUUGCUAGGCUUAAAACUUACCCUCAAAGUGAUAUCAUGGAAGUUCUGAGAGUUAGCUUCGAUGGAUUAGAUGAGCAAGAGAAGGCUAUUUUUCUCUAUAUAUCAUGUUUCUAUAACAUGAAGCAUGUUGAUUAUGUCACAAAACUUCUUGAUAUUUGUGGCUAUGCUGCUGAUAUCGGAAUCACGAUUCUUACAGAGAAGUCUUUGAUAAUUGUAUCAAAUGGAUGCAUAAAGAUGCAUGAUUUACUUGAGCAGAUGGGUAGAGAGCUUGUUCGUCAACAAGCAGCUAACAACCCAGCCCAACGGUUACUUUUAUGGAAUUUGUGA